Molecule: messenger RNA, 552 nt
Organism: Choloepus didactylus (southern two-toed sloth)
Lineage: Eukaryota; Metazoa; Chordata; Mammalia; Pilosa; Megalonychidae
Gene: FAM237A
Product: family with sequence similarity 237 member A
Exons: 2
Coding region: 1-552 (183 amino acids)
Source: RefSeq, a predicted model, not a curated record
AUGGCUGAUCCUGGGAGCAGAGGAAGGAUGCGUCGCCCACAGAGCCUCACCUGUUCCCUGCUCAUUGUAGGAAUGUGCUGUGUGUCUCCUUUCUUCUGUCACAGCCAGACAGACCUGCUGGCUCUCAACCAAGCUGAUCCUCAGUGCUGGGAAUCCUCCUCAGUUCUCCUCCUGGAAAUGUGGAAGCCUCGCAUUUCCAAUACUGUUUCAGGCUUCUGGGAUUUUAUGAUCUACCUGAAGUCAUCUGAUAACGUGAAGCAUGGGGCAUUGUUUUGGGAUCUGGCCCAACUCUUCUGGGACAUCUAUGUGGACUGUGUCCUCUCCAGAAACCAUGGCUUAGGAAGGAGGCAGCUGGCUAGACAGGAAGAGAAAAUCCCAGCAGCACAUUCACAGCACACGGGGAGUCAACAAGGUGUAUAUUUUCAACCCUUAAGAACCCCUUUUCUAAAGAAGAAAGAGAUGAUUGAAGAUUUGAUAAGCAUAUAUGUGCACAAGAGUGGGUCUAGGUUCAUUGGAAAAGUGACCAGUGGCUUGAAAAUAAAGAGAAAAUGA